This is a messenger RNA of Nelumbo nucifera (sacred lotus), 2588 nucleotides long. The record is from RefSeq and is a predicted model, not a curated record. NCBI's taxonomy places the organism in Eukaryota, Viridiplantae, Streptophyta, Magnoliopsida, Proteales, Nelumbonaceae.
UUCCUUCAGCCUAACCUUGGCACUCCUAAACCUUCAUCCAUUGCGGGGCAGCCCUGGUUAAUGGCUAGCAUGGCUACCAGGGUUCCUCAUGGGCACACACAUGCUCAUGGGGACAGUGUUGGACCGGCACUGCGCUAUCAACACUAAAGGGAGGGUUGGCAUGCGGGCUUGGCUCAAGCAUGACCCUUCUCCUCGCCAACCCCUUGCCCAAGAUGAUCGAGUUAUCUCAUUGCCCCUAAUGUAUGGGUGUAUUCCGACCCAAGCGAUUGCCUAUCAUCAUGGCACACAAGUGCUUGUCAUUAUCGGCAUACAGGAGACCCUUCACAUCGGUGCCAAGUCACCUUUUCGGCGCACAGUUGCCUUGCAUUAUAGUCGUCCCCCUUUAGCACGUAAGUGGCGCCUCCCAUGGACUGGUAUGAUCCAGCAGAGUGCCUCGGCCAUUGGACUUGAGGUUAUGAUCCAGUGCUACUGACUUUGGUGGAGCCAUCCCAUCAAGCAACUCUUAGCCUCUAAGCAUAUUAAAGCUUGUCUUGGGCUACCUUGGCUUGGACGCCGCAGGGUUUCUUCCGCUGUACCCGUGACAACUCUGCAUCGAACGCUGAACUGCCAUCACGAGCCGCCCUGCAAGCCACUCGCCGAAGACGCCUCCCAUGACAUCGUUAUCCGAUUCUUGUUUCCUUGUCUUUUUCAUCUCGUUACUGCUCUUGGGUCGUCGAGUCCGUCCCGAGCUGACACAGGACAAGCAAGCGCUCUUAGAUUUCAUCUCCCUAACCCCUCACGCGAAUCGUCCUCAAUGGAACUCAUCCGCCUCUGCCUGCUCUUGGGUUGGAGUCGAAUGCGACACCAACCAGUCGCAUGUCGUCGUCCUCCGUCUCCCCGGUGUCGGUCUUGUGGGCCCGAUCCCACCCAACACCCUCGGCCGUCUCUCCCAACUACGUGUUCAUAGUCUCCGGUCCAACCGUCUCUCAGGUGAGAUCCCUGCUGAUUUCUCUCAGCUGAAGCUUUUGCACAAUCUGUACCUCCAGCACAAUCUUUUCUCCGGUGUUCCAUCAGGUUUGACUUAGCUGACUCGGCUGACACGUUUGGACCUCUCGUUCAAUAACUUCAUCGAGAAGAUACUGUUUUCUAUCAACAAUAUUACGCGUUUGACCGGACUGUUCCUCGAGAACAACAACUUCUCCGGUAGUCUCCCCAGCAUCAAUCUCUCCGGUUUAGUCAACUUCAAUGUGUCUAAUAACAAUAUCAAUGGUUCCAUCCCCGAUACCCUAGCAAAAUUCCAGCCGGAUUCGUUCUCCGGCAAUCCAAACCUAUGUGACAGACCGUUGAGCCCCUACAACCCAUUCUUCGUCUCCCCGGUUCCGUCGCCGACAUCAAACGUCCCAGUAGUAGCAAAGCGGUCUAAGAAGCUCUCUACAGGGCCAAUUAUCGCGAUUGCUGUUGGGGCGGGCAUAAUUCUCCUACUUUUGCUUCUGCUUCUUUUACUCUAUUUGUGGAAGCGGCAACGGAAAGAAAACACUGCAAAGCCUCCAAAGGCGGCACCUCGAUUGGUGGUUACAGAAGCGGGCACUUUGUCAUCGAAGGACGACAUCGCCGGUGGGCCAGCGGAAGCCGAGAGGAACAAGUUGGUGUUUUUCGAGGGUGGGACUUACAAUUUCGACUUGGAGGAUCUGUUGAGAGCUUCAGCCGAGGUUUUGGGGAAAGGUAGCUUCGGUACUUCGUACAAGGCAAUACUGGAAGAAGGGACGACAGUGGUGGUGAAGAGGCUGAAAGAUGUAACAGUGGCUGGGUUCACUGCUUGCUGCUGUUGUGAUUCAUCUUGAACUGGGGAGUGUUCCAGAUCUCGGCAGUGACGAAACAGAGAACGGAAGAAGAGGAUAAGGGAGUGGAAGACAAAAGAGAGAGAAAGAAAGAGAGGAUGGGAGGCUAGAGGGGAACGACUCCGUAUCACUUGUAAUGCAACAUAAGCUGGGUAUUUUGGUUAUCUAGAGUUUUUCUCUUGUCGCCGGUGUCAAUAGUUGCCGGUGGCUGUUGGUCGCCGCCGGUUGGAGAGGGAGAGUGAGAGUGAAGACGGUGGAUUCGGUUCAGUGUGGCGAGAGAGUGAAUAAGAGGAACUGAGAGAGAGGAGCGGAAGGAUUUCACUUUGCACGUUUUAAGCACGCGCACGUUUCAAGGACUCGUGGCGCGUUCUCAUGCUGCACGAACGGUGCCCUGACUGAAGCCGGACUCAAAUAAAACGGCCAAAACUGUUGAUUGUAUCUACGAACCAACGGUUUAACCACCCAUAUUAAUAAACUGUUGACCAAAUCAAUGGUCUUUGGCCCAAAAAAUAGUUUUAGGAUGAAAUACAACCGGUUCCCUAAUCAGUUUCUGAGUCAAUCAGUCCCACCAUCCGGUCCACGGGUCCAGUCCAAUUUUCAAAACCAUGGUGUAAAAUGAAUAUUUCUUAGAAAAACAACAUAAUGUUGCUGCCACAUUGACGCCAUGUCGUCCAACUGUUACCGCUUAGCAGGAUAUUUCACAGAGACUCAUGUGAAACGCUUAGCAGGAUAUUUCUCAAAUUCCAAGGCAAAGUAUGAAAAAACGCUGAA